Molecule: messenger RNA, 1671 nt
Organism: Panicum hallii
Lineage: Eukaryota; Viridiplantae; Streptophyta; Magnoliopsida; Poales; Poaceae
Product: scarecrow-like protein 34
Exons: 2
Coding region: 1-1671 (556 amino acids)
Biological process (GO): regulation of DNA-templated transcription
Cellular component (GO): nucleus
Molecular function (GO): sequence-specific DNA binding; DNA-binding transcription factor activity
Source: RefSeq, a predicted model, not a curated record
AUGGCCACUACUCCAGAGGAAUUCUUUGCUGAGGGUCUCAUGGACCCAUCACCUCCAUCCCCAGUCGUCUUCCUAGACUUUCUCCUGAUACCCGAAGGUUGUCAGGGCCCAUUCUCACCUGAUGACACGGUGCUUUCCUAUGUAUCGGACAUGCUCAUGGAGGAAGACUCUGGCGACAAGCUGUUGUACCAAUACUCUGAUCACUCUGCACUAGUCCAGGUGCAGCAGCCUUUUGCCCAAAUCCUCUCUCCCCCUUCCUCCAGAGUGGACCAUGACAACAGAAACAGGGGUGACAUGGACGAAAUCAAGGAUUUGUUUCAGAAUAACAAUGGUCACCAAAGCACACUGGACCCAGCCUUCUCCAGGGGCGUGGAUGCAGUGGGUGCAUUCUUGAGGGGCAUGGAAGAGGCCAAGAUGUUCUUGCCCAAUGACAAUGGUUUUAGAAGGGACGAGCUGGUGAAUUGUAUGUCUAGGGAAAGUAGCAGCCACUGUGGGGUCAAGAAGAGACACAAUAGGGACAAGCAUCAAGAUGAGGUAAGCAGGGCCAGCAAAGCUGUAAAGAUGAUGGAGCAGGAGGAGAUUGGUGCGCAUAAGAUGUUCAACGAGAUGAUGUUUCGCGGCUACGAGAUAUGCAUCACGAGCAUGGAGAAUUUGCUCAUUUCCAUGGCCAUGGAGUCAGAGAAGAACAACAGAAAGAGCACUAGCAAUAAGACAAGGGAUGUGGUGAACUUGCGCACAUUGUUGGUCCUUUGUGCACAGGCGGUGGCUGCAAACAAUCACAUGAGUGCACGUGAGCUACUGAAGCAGAUCAAGAAACAUGCAUCAGCAUCAGGGGAUGCCACACAACGGCUAGCUCAAUGUUUCGCCAAGGGUCUGGAGGCACGUCUAGUGGGAACCGGCUUGCUCCGCUUGUUAGCAAGUAGGGAAGGUGGCCCGCCAGAGGUGAAGGUCACCGCCAUAGGUUGCCCUAAUCUACGGUCCUGCCCAACUGAACGAACUGAGGAUACAGGGAUGUGGCUCAGUAAGUGUGCCCGUGAAUUUGGCUUGCCAUUCAAGUUCCAUGCCAUCAUGAUGAAGUCGGACAAAGUAUGCAUCGAGGACUUGAAGACAGAUGAUGAUGAGGUGCUUGUCGUGAAUGACCUUUUUAAUUUCAGUACCUUGAUGGAUGAGAGUGUAUUCUUUGAUCACCCAAGCCCUAGGGAUAUCGUCCUCAAUAACAUUAGGAAUAUGCGGCCAAAUGUCUUCAUCCAGAGCAUUGUGAAUUACUCAUGUGGUUCUUCCUUCUUGUCUUGGAUCCGCGGGGCUCUAUUCUAUUACACGUCACUGUUUGACAUGUUGGAUGCAACAAUCCCACGGGAGAACCAACUGCGUGUGCUGCUGGAGCAGGGCUUGCUGGGGCACGCGGCACUGAAUGCCAUUGCCUGCGAGGGUGUGGACCUGAUGGACCGCCCUGAGAAAUAUAAACAGUGGCAAGUGAGAAACCAACGUGCUGGAUUGAGGCAGCUGCCACUGAAACCACACAUUGUCAAGGAACUGAAGGAGAAAGUCAAGCAGAACCACCAUAAUGAAUUUUUGAUCAGCGAGGACGGUCAAUGGCUGCUGCAGGGGUGGACUGGGCACACCCUCUUUGCCCACUCAACAUGGGUAGCAGAAGACGCCCCUUCUAAAUGA